Salvelinus namaycush (lake trout) is the source of this 1946-nucleotide messenger RNA. RefSeq names its product rho GTPase-activating protein 42-like. The transcript has 2 exons. The record is from RefSeq and is a predicted model, not a curated record. NCBI's taxonomy places the organism in Eukaryota, Metazoa, Chordata, Actinopteri, Salmoniformes, Salmonidae. The annotation marks the transcript as partial.
AUCUUCCACCAGGCUCCAGACCCCAACGUACCUCUGCCCCAGCCCCAAUCCCGACCAAGCUCACGCAGGAGCAGAGCCAUCUGCCUGUCCACUGGCCCUAGGAAGCCUCGCAGCAUCUACACCCCAACACUGUGCCUUGCAGACGCUGACAGUGACACAUUCAGCAGCAGUCCAGGCAGCACCCCCUUGGGAAGCAUGGAGUCCCUCUCCUCUCACUCCUCUGAGCAGAACAGCUCCUCCAAGACCACUGCCACUUCCUCCCACCACCAGCCCAAAGACAAGGCUUCCCAUCCCCCUGGCCUGUGGUUGGGGAUGGGGCAGGGGACGAGCCAGUGGCUGGGGAUGGGGCAGGGGACGAGCCUGGAGCAGGGGAAUGGUCAGGGGACCAGCCUGAAGCAUGGGAUGGGGCAGGGGACCAGCCUGAAGCAGGAGAUGGGUCAGGGGACCAGCCUGGGGCUAGAGAUGGGUCAGGGCCCAACCCUGGGUCUCCGUCGCUCCCCCUCCCAGCUCUCUUCCAACGGGCCAGGGAAGGGAAGCGUCCCAUCCUGCCUCAGCAGCCCAGAGUCUAGCUCCAGGGAAGACGUGGAGACAGGGAGGACAGACGGGGAGUCGGAGGGAGAUGCUCUGAGUCUGUCCUCAACCAGUACCACAGCUACACCCAGGGGGUCCAUCGGCCCGAAGAAAGCCCCCCACUCCCAGACGGAUCUCCGGCCGGUGCCCGUGACCCAACUGACCCAGCUGAACCGCUCAGCUGCCCCCUCUCUGAGGUCACUGUAUAUCUCUGAAGGUAAGAGUCCAACAUAUCUCUUCAAAUGAUCAAAGAUGACAUGUUAGCUGUUCUGAUUAAAUACUGUAACGUGACUCCUUGUAACCUGGCUCCUUGUAACCUGACUUCUUGUAACCUGGCUCCCUGUAACCUGACUCCUUGUAACCUGACUCCUUGUAACCUGGCUCCCUGUAACCUGACUCCUUGUAACCUGACUCCUUGUAACCUGACUCCUUGUAACCUGGCUCCUUGUAACCUGACUCCUUGUAACCUGACUCCUUGUAACCUGGCUCCCUGUAACCUGACUCCUUGUAACCUGACUCCUUGUAACCUGGCUCCCUGUAACAUGACUCCUUGUAACCUGGCUCCUUGUAACCUGACUCCUUGUAACCUGACUCCUUGUAACCUGGCUCCCUGUAACAUGACUCCUUGUAACCUGACUCCUUGUAACCUGACUCCUUGUAACCUGGCUCCCUGUAACAUGACUCCUUGUAACCUGACUCCUUGUAACCUGGCUCCCUGUAACCUGACUCCUUGUAACCUGACUCCCUGUAACCUGACUCCUUGUAACCUGACUCCUUGUAACCUGACUCCUUGUAACCUGACUCCUUGUAACCUGGCUCCCUGUAACCUGACUCCUUGUAACAUGACUCCUUGUAACCUGACUCCUUGUAACCUGACUCCUUGUAACCUGACUCCUUGUAACCUGACUCCUUGUAACCUGGCUCCCUGUAACAUGACUCCUUGUAACCUGACUCCUUGUAACCUGACUCCUUGUAACCUGACUCCUUGUAACCUGACUCCUUGUAACCUGACUCCUUGUAACCUGGCUCCCUGUAACCUGACUCCUUGUAACCUGACUCCUUGUAACCUGACUCCUUGUAACCUGGCUCCUUGUAACCUGGCUCCUUGUAACCUGGCUCCCUGUAACCUGACUCCUUGUAACCUGACUCCUUGUAACCUGGCUCCUUGUAACCUGACUCCUUGUAACCUGACUCCUUGUAACCUGGCCCCCUGUAACCUGACUCCUUGUAACCUGACUCCUUGUAACCUGGAUCCCUGUAACCUGGCUCCCUGUAACCUGGCUCCUUGUAAUCAAAUCAAAUCAAAUUGUAUUUGACACAUACACAUGGUUAGCAGAUGUUAAUGCGAGUGUAGCGAAAUGCUUGUGCUUCUAGUU